Molecule: messenger RNA, 741 nt
Organism: Acanthosepion pharaonis
Lineage: Eukaryota; Metazoa; Mollusca; Cephalopoda; Sepiida; Sepiidae
Source: the annotation of a GenBank genome assembly
AUGGCUGACUCGGAGCCUGUCGCCGUGAAAGGAGUACAACGUCGAGGUGCUUUACGACAGAAAAAUGUCUUCGAAAUCAAAGACCACAAGUUUGUGCCGCGCUUUUUCAAGCAGCCGACCUUCUGCAGCCACUGUAAGGAUUUUAUUUGGGGAUUUGGCAAACAAGGAUUCCAGUGUAAAGUUUGCUGCUUUGUUGUGCACAAACGGUGCCAUGUGUUUGUUACUUUUACCUGUCCAGGCGCUGACCAAGAACCUGCUCGAGAUUCAAAGGACUCCUUUCUCCUCCUCUCUUCUCCUUUCUCCUCCUCUCUUCUCCUUUCUCCUCCUCUUCCUCUCCUUUCUCCUCCUCUCCUUUCUCCUCCUUUCUCCUCCUCUUUCUCCUCCUUUCUCCUCCUCUUCCUCUUCUUUUCUCCUCCUCUUUCCCUCUUUCUCCUCCUCCUCCUCCUCUUCCCUCCUUUCUCCUCCUCUUCCUCUCCUUUCUCCUCCUCUUCCUCUCCUUUCUCCUCCUCCUCCCUUUCUCCUCUCCUCUCUUUCUCCUCUUCCUCUCCUUUCUCCUCCUCCUUUCUCUCCUUUCUUUCUCCUCCUCCUCUCCUUUCUCCUCCUCCUCUCCUUUCUCCUCCUCCUCUCCUUUCUCCUCCUCCUCUCCUUUCUCCUCCUCCUCUCCUUUCUCCUCCUCCUCUCCUUUCUCCUCCUCCUCUCCUUUCUCCUCCUCUUCCUCUUCUUUCUCCUCCUCCUUUCUAA